UAAUAAUAACAUGGGUUAUUAUUUUUGUUAGCAGGAGAACCCAAGGUCCAGAAGAUCUAAUAUACAGAAACCACAGCACAAUAAAGGAACCUCUUAGUUACUGGAAGGUCUGCCUAGAGUUAGGAAAACCCCCUAUCCUACAAGUACUGGGCAAAAAGUGCCAGAGAUGCUGGGAAUGGGCUGACUGCUUACGGAUGCAGGCAACCACUGCUCAAGAAGUAGUCCUCGACUUCGAGCAUCAGACUUCCUGAGCGGGCAUGUUAAAGCACAGACACUGGCUCCACAGCCAAAGCAUCUGAUUCAAUAGGUCGUGUGAGCCCCAAAAUGUGCAUCCCUAACAGCUUACCAAGUGAUGCUGGUCAGGGACCACAACUUGAGAACCACUGGACCUAGAGACAGACAUUCCCCCAGGUAACAACAGUAACCACAAUUUGCCAGCAAAGAAGGCCAACCGUUCAUUACCUAAGAUGAAUGACUAUGAUUUUCCUGGGUUUGGAUUAAGGAUAUUUCUAUCAUUCUAAGGAUUUCUUAUUUGAAGUGAAAUUUGUGUUGUUUUUUGUUUGUUUGUUUGUUUGUUUUCCUCCUUCUGGGAAAACCCAGCAGCUCCAUGGAAAGAGGAAACCAAACAAGAGUGGGAAACUUUCUCCUCCUGGGAUUCUCAGAGAAGCCGGACCUGCAGCCUGUCCUCUUUGGGCUGUUUCUGUCCAUGUACUUGGUCACAUUUACUGGAAACCUGCUCAUCAUUCUGGCCAUCAGCUCCGACUCCCACCUCCACACACCCAUGUACUUCUUCCUCUCCAACCUGUCCUUGGUCGACAUCUGUUUCACCUCCACCACCGUCCCAAAGAUGCUGGUGAACAUCCAGACACAGAGCAGAGCCAUCACCUAUGAAGGCUGCAUCACCCAGAUUUUUUUUUUCAUUGUGUUUGGGUGCUUGGACAAUUUACUCCUCACCAUCAUGGCCUAUGACCGCUUUGUGGCCAUCUGUCACCCCCUGCACUACGCCGUCAUCAUGAGCCCUCGGUUCUGUGGACUACUGGCUCUGGGGUCCUGGUGUAUCAGUGUCAUGGGCUCCCUGCUUGAAACCUUGACCGUCUUGAGACUGUCCUUCUGCACAAACAUUGAAAUCCCACACUUGUUUUGUGAUCUCCCUGAAGUCCUGAAACUCACCUGUUCUGACCCCCUCGUCAAUAACAUGGUGGUAUAUUUUGUGACUAUUGUCCUAGCUGUUUUCCCUCUCUCUGGAAUCCUCUUCUCUUAUGCUCAGAUUUUGUCCUCCAUCCUGAGGAUUUCCUCUGCUGGCGGCAAGUACAAAGCUUUCUCCACCUGUGGGUCUCACCUGUCAGUGGUCUCCUUGUUCUAUGGCACAGGCCUGGGGGUCUACCUCAGUUCUGCAGCCACUUCAUCCUCUAGGACAAGUUUGGUGGCCUCAGUGAUGUACACCAUGGUCACCCCCAUGCUGAACCCCUUCAUCUACAGUCUUCGGAACAGGGACAUGAAGAGGGCCCUGGGGGAACUCCUUAUCAGGGUGGUAACUGUCAGGAAUAAAGCAGUUACAGGACCCCCGGUGAGUAGCUGAGCACAUAAUACUGAGGACCAGAA
Myotis lucifugus (little brown bat) is the source of this 1602-nucleotide messenger RNA. RefSeq names its product olfactory receptor 7C2. Gene Ontology annotation, cellular component: membrane. Bases 608 to 1579 code for a protein of 323 amino acids. The transcript has a single exon. Gene Ontology annotation, molecular function: G protein-coupled receptor activity; olfactory receptor activity. The record is from RefSeq and is a predicted model, not a curated record. NCBI's taxonomy places the organism in Eukaryota, Metazoa, Chordata, Mammalia, Chiroptera, Vespertilionidae. Gene Ontology annotation, biological process: G protein-coupled receptor signaling pathway.